Messenger RNA from Dentiscutata heterogama, 176 nucleotides. The record is from the annotation of a GenBank genome assembly. Lineage: Eukaryota; Fungi; Glomeromycota; Glomeromycetes; Diversisporales; Gigasporaceae.
UUUAAAAAUGUUGAUAGAUUUUUAGCAAAACGGCUAACAGGAGGAACAUCGAUGGUUCCUUCUGUUAAAACGGCUAGAUACGAUAGUUUGCGAAUGAUUACUAAAAUUAAAUCAAAUGAGACGUCAUUACUUAAAUUGAUUUAUUUAAUACAUUUUAAUUUAUUUAAAGAUUUGUC